Aureococcus anophagefferens is the source of this 495-nucleotide messenger RNA. RefSeq lists its product as hypothetical. The transcript has 3 exons. The coding region runs from base 1 to 495 and encodes 164 amino acids. NCBI's taxonomy places the organism in Eukaryota, Pelagophyceae, Pelagomonadales, Pelagomonadaceae. The record is from RefSeq and is a predicted model, not a curated record.
AUGUCCUACGAGUCUAAUUUUGAUUACAAUGGUGAUGUUUCCAAAGUUGACAAGAUUACUUUCGGAAUUAUGAUUCCUGAACUAAUUCGCAGUGGAUUAUUUGACCAGCCAAUGUGCCCAAGCGAUGGACGUCGCGAGCGCGGACAUGUGCGAGUGCGGCGGCAUGGGGUGCCCGUCCUGCGGCAACGGCCUGAUGCUCGCCGCAACAGAUCAGGUGAACCUUCCCGUACGCGGGCCGGCCCCGGCGCUUAUCUCCCUAUCGUCGCUCAUCGUCUGCCACCACGCCGGCUUCUCGACGCCGUCGUCGAAGAGGUCCAGACCCGCGACGGCCGCAUACUCCGUCGCCAUGACGAGGACGACGACGACGGCGCAAGGCUGCCACGAGGCUACGUGCCACAGUGUGCGGCGGGGAUCACGCUUUCCUCCGAGUCGCGCGGCGCGGCGCGGCGCGCUCCGGCUGCCGAUGACGCCCCACGCGUACAUCUGCGGCCGUGA